This is a messenger RNA of Gadus morhua (Atlantic cod), 1455 nucleotides long. It is a transcript of the gene mrpl30, whose product is annotated as mitochondrial ribosomal protein L30. NCBI's taxonomy places the organism in Eukaryota, Metazoa, Chordata, Actinopteri, Gadiformes, Gadidae. Gene Ontology annotation, biological process: translation. The record is from RefSeq and is a predicted model, not a curated record. Gene Ontology annotation, cellular component: large ribosomal subunit; mitochondrion. The coding region runs from base 289 to 765 and encodes 158 amino acids. The transcript has 5 exons. Gene Ontology annotation, molecular function: structural constituent of ribosome.
GCAACCCAUUGACACUUCCGGUACAGAGAAACGUCACCAGCACAACAUACAUGAGAAACGCUGUGCUGAGCUUUUUAUGUCAUUUAUCCUCACCCCCGCUGAUGGGAAAUUGAAUAUGGCCUUACCAUAUUUUUGAAUGUGUUAUUAAUAUUAUAUCUUGACACAUUGUCUGUCUGCAAUAGCUCUCUGGACACCGUUUUUGUGUUUAACCUUGGCGGCUAUUCCCAUGCUUGCUAAGGCUGGUUUAACUUUCAUUAUAACCAACAUAAGUGCACCUUAGUGAGGAAGAUGUCACUCUUGUGCCGCUGUCUAGCUUUACCGUUCAAGAUCUUGACACAAGGCCCUGUAUAUCAAACCCCUUUACUUACAUCGAUUCGGACCAGAUUUACCAAAUCACGGAUUCCUAGUGCGCUAUUUGAAGAGAGGUCCAAAGAACAUUUGAAAUAUGGGGGUGAUCCAACUCAACCCCAUAAACUUCACAUAGUGAUACGUGUGAAGAGUACAAAGAGACGUCCAUACUGGGAGAAGAAACUGAUUAAAGACCUUGGUCUUGAAAAGGGACAAAUCCCUGUUGUUCACAAAAACACACCUGCAGUCAAUAGCCUGUUGAAGUACGUCAAGCAUCUUGUGAGCAUACAGCCACUCAAGACACCGUAUGGACUCCCUGCUGAAGAAGACAUGGCAGACUCGUACAUCAACAGCAAAGGAGAGUUGAUUGUGCGACGCCUCCUCAAGCCAAUAGAGCCCAAGGCUAUUGAAUCUUAGCUGUGCUCAGUACACGCUCACAUUGAAGACGUGUUAUGUUUAUAUAUACACAUUAUGCCCAUGAGAAUCCACUCCCAAUCAAGGGGCAAUGUGUUUUCUUAAAGAAAAAUAAAAUGUUGAAUCUGUAUAGUUUCUGUUUACCUGGGGGGGCCGGGGGACAAAUAUUUCAUAGCCACAGAAGGAAUGAAGAGGGAUCAACAAGAACACUUCUCAAUCACGUUUUAGCAUUUUAUUAAGCAGAUGGAUAAUUAUGAACUCCUAACAUGAAUAAGCUUUCUCAGACAUGCAAUGGAACCCAUGUUCUUGUUUAUUUUUUCACAUGAAGGUUUUUGCGUCGCAUAUUGGCACUGGGGGUUCGGUUUUUCACAGUCACCCAUUAAUCCUUGGUUCAAAUAGGGGUCCAAAUUAUACAAAAUACAUUUUGGGUACACAAUCACUUGAAUAUUGCCUGAAAUGUAAUUUGCACUGAAUAAGCCGAACUCUUUAACUGCAUGCACAGAUAAAGCCAAAAUAAUUUAAUCAAUACCAUGGUGGGAUUGCAAUAAGUUAGGAGAAUAUCAUAAGGUUCUUGACUUGUUCCACCAACCAAGAAAACCAACACCAUCAGGGAGAAAUCCUCUACAUUUUCUAUAGAAUUUGGUUGACUUCUACAACCAUUUGAAAGAUGAAUGUAAAAAAAAAAAAAAAAAA